Leucoraja erinaceus (little skate) is the source of this 5223-nucleotide messenger RNA. It is a transcript of the gene slc35a1, whose product is annotated as solute carrier family 35 member A1. The transcript has 8 exons. Gene Ontology annotation, cellular component: Golgi membrane. Gene Ontology annotation, biological process: pyrimidine nucleotide-sugar transmembrane transport. Gene Ontology annotation, molecular function: pyrimidine nucleotide-sugar transmembrane transporter activity. The coding region runs from base 148 to 1161 and encodes 337 amino acids. Lineage: Eukaryota; Metazoa; Chordata; Chondrichthyes; Rajiformes; Rajidae. The record is from RefSeq and is a predicted model, not a curated record.
CUCCGCCCCGACGUUCCAUUGCACCGCCCCGCGUCACUCGCUCGCUCGCGAGACUCAGCUGAGCGCCGCUGCACCGCCCGCCCGCUCACUCACCCACUCACUCACUCACCCACUCCUUCCCAGGUGUGGAGUCUACACGGCGCGACCAUGGCUACCGAGAAUGUCAGCUUGCUGUUUAAGUUGUACUGUCUGACGGUAAUGACGGUUGUGGCCGCCACAUACAUUGUGGUGUUGCGAUACACAAGAACAGUCUUAACGGAGAUGUACUUUGCAACCACAGCUGUUUGCAUCACUGAAGUCCUCAAAUUAAUUUUGAGUCUAGGUAUGUUAACAAGGGACGUGGGCAGUUUGCGGGGCACGCUGUCAACAUUGUAUGAACACAUUCUCAGGAGUCCCAAAGAAAUGCUGAAACUCAGUAUUCCAUCUGUGGUGUAUGCUGUUCAAAACAAUAUGGCCUUUGUGGCGCUUAGUAACUUGGACGCAGCAGUGUAUCAGGUGACCUAUCAACUAAAGAUUCCAAGCACAGCACUCUGUACAGUCUUUAUGCUGAAUCGUUCUCUAAACAAACUGCAAUGGCUUUCUGUAUUUAUGCUUUGUGCAGGAGUAACAUUGGUCCAGUGGAAGCCUAUGGAAACUACAAAGGUUCAGGUUACACAGAAUCCAGUUUUGGGAUUUGUUGCCAUAGCCAUUGCAGUAUUGUGUUCUGGAUUUGCUGGUGUUUAUUUUGAGAAGGUUCUGAAAGCCUCUGACACCUCUCUGUGGAUCCGUAACAUACAGAUGUAUAUUUCUGGCAUUGUGAUCACUGCGUUUGGAGUUUAUUUGAAUGAUGGUGCCCAAGUUCUGGAGAAAGGCUUUUUCUUUGGAUACACCCACUGGGUUUGGAUUGUUAUAUUAUUAGCAAGUCUUGGCGGGUUGUAUACUUCUGUUGUCGUGAAAUACACCGAUAACAUCAUGAAAGGAUUUUCAGCAGCAGCAGCAAUUGUUAUUUCCACAGCAGCAUCAGUUUUGCUGUUUGGCUUGCAGUUAACUCUCAACUUUGUAGCUGGGACUAUUCUCGUCUGCGUUUCAAUAUACUAUUAUGGAUUGCCGAAGCAAAAUACAAGUACCUUUGUGCAGAGUGAAGUGGAGAAGCACAAAGAGCCGCUGGUGAAUAAUGUGUGACCACUGAGCACCUCACUCAGCAAAGGACUUGAAAAAUCUGACUCUCAGAACUUUUCCCAACUAGGCUGUUGGGGGAAAUCACUAGUUAUAUAAAUAACUUCCCCAAUGUUAUUGAUUGUUUGAUGCGUUUUCACUGUAUCUCCUUGGUGAACGAAUGACUUUGGUGCCAAUAUAGGAAUAUCCAUAACUUAUUUAUCAAACUAGUUUUUUUUUAAACAAUUUAAACAGUUUCAUUUUGCCUUUCCAGCAAUAUAUAAACUUUAUAAGUUGCCUGUCAGAUUCAUUUAAUUUUUUUCGGCGUGCUCAUUUUAUUUCCUUUGUUGGUGCCUCCAACUGUGUUCUCCAAGCAAAUUCUUACGUUGGUAUACAUUUUAAUAUUUUGAGCUGGCCACUUUGCAUUUGGAAACAGGAUGACCCACUUGUCAAAUUAAUCUUGACAGUGUAUGGAGCCACUGUCUAUGGUAGUUUCAAUUUAAACUACCAUAGUUAUGCAGCGUGGAAACUGGCCUUUCCGCCCAAGCAGCCCCCGCCCAACAUGUCCCAUCUGCAAAGCCCCAUUUAGCCUGACAAACCUGUUCCACCUAUGGACAGGUAUGCAUUUUAUUAUGCUUCAGCUUAUGCGUAACCCGAGGUAACUCAAUGUUUCUCAAAGAAAAUCUGAACAAAACAAUGUCUCAAUUGUCCUGUACUUCUGUCGCUAGUUGUUUUCAGAUAAGUUCCUCAACUGUACAUCCUGAGAGCCUCUUUUCUCUUGAAUCAAUAGAAUGUCUAGUUUUGAGAAUCUCCCCCAAAAUUAAUAUUUUAAGUCUCCUACUGUCAUGGGAACUAGCAGUGUAGUCAUAGGUGUGGUCUUUCUAAAUUAGGUUAAUGACUAAAUAUUACCUUCCCUCUAUCCCAUAAAGAAAAAAAGAUUAUUUGAAUUGGUAGUUUCAUGUUUCAGAAAGAAUGUUGCCUCAAUGCUACUUCUGUGUUUCACUCAAAAGGACCAGCAUGGAGGUGGUAGUGCAUUUCAAAUGAUAGGGAAAUGCUGGCAUUAAGAAUCCUCGCUUAUGACUGAUGGUCCUUUUUGAGUGAGAUGUAUGUGGAUCUAGUGUAUUAUGGACAAUUCCUGCAAUGAAGGAACAGGAUUUAAUGUCUGUGACAGGUGGAAAGAAGACAUUUAUUGUAGUGGGAAAAGUUAGUAUGUAGUUAGUUUGUAUUCCCUACAGGACAUGUCUAUAGAUCAUUUUAGCCAUGUUAUCCAAUUAGAUAUAAACCAAAACUUGGCUAGGUGUCAGAGUUCAAGCCUGUUUUCAGUGAGCCUGCUAUGUAACAGUUGCACUAAAUGAGCAGUUCUGCUUGUGUAUGUUAGGGUUGCUCGCUCAAAGUUUGGAUUGAUGUGAUGGGUUUGUGCCUUAAACAAAUGGUUAAUGUCAGGAUAAAGCGGAUAUAUUUCUGACUGAAGAAGGGACCUAAACCGAAACGUCACCUAUCCAUAUUCUUCAAGAAUGCUGCCUAACAUGCUGAGUUACUCUAUAAACCAGCACCUGCAGUUCCUUAUUUCUACAUUGACAUAUCUUUUGUAUAGCCCUAUAAUUGUACAUAAUAUUUCAAAUUAUGUUUCUCAGACUUUCUUGGUUUAGAAAAGGUUGGUAUAAAUUGCAUAUGUUUGAUUUGUAAUUUGAUGGGAGAUUAUCAAUCCAUAAUAAUUAUUUCUGUUGCAAUUCUUCCCACCCUUCUGAGAACUUUAUUUAAGGAAGUUCUGUUAAUGGGUUUUUAAUUUCUGUUGCUCUUGAUACAAAGCUCUCCCACAUGGCUAAAUGCAUGGUUUCCAUUUAGAACCUCUUCACAUUAUUAAAGAUACAAAUUUAACCCGCAGCGAGUAACACCCUGCUCUUUGUUUAAUGGAGUGCAUUCCCUCCCAGACCUGUACUUAAGCUUUUUUAAUAUUCUAGAUAAAUUAUAACAUUUCUGAAGUAGGUACCUCAAAUUGAAUGAAAGUUCUAAUUUUAAUAUUUUGGAUCAGAAGGCAGUAAAAUGCUUUUUAAUGUUGCCCUUGUAUUUAAAAAAAAAAAGUCAGCCUAGAAUUAUAUGAAUCAGACCAUGUAAAAAACAACUAUAGAUGUCAUUUUUUUUGUUCUCUUUCCUUGAACACAUGGUUUUGGUGAUCAUACAAUGUUGUCAUGAAUUAACAUUUCUCUGUUCACCUCGGUUUAGACCGAGGACCAUCCCCCAGGUUUUCCCCUGUUUUUCACAUUGCUUUAGUGAAACAGAUGAUGAUGUAUGCUCUUAGUCUUUUUAGAUGAUCAUUUGGAUCAGUGAUUCUCCCACUUGCUUUAAAAAUACUUUUGUACUUCAGUUCAAAAUUCAAAUUCUUCUGGGCCUUUCUCCCCCUCUCCCCCUCCCCCCCCCCAUUAAACUGUCCUUUACUUCUUGGAAUGUAACCUUUGGUCAGACUCUUUGUGCCUUCAGCAGUGCAGUAACAACAGACCUGCUGAGCAUGACCUCCUUGUACGUGCUAAUAUAUAGUUGUGGUUUGGUGUAGAUGGUAAUCUCUGCUUUUAUGAAUAUUUGAGCCUUUUAUAGCAAACAAGACAUUGAAUAGGCACUGUUGUAAAAUAUUUUAAACCAUGAUUUUGAAUGUAGUUUGAAAUUAAGAGUGUGAUGGUUACAUUUGAACCAUAGCCUCAGGCAAUCUAAGUACAGAUUCCAUGCACUAAUGAUAAGUCUGCUGUUUGUCAUUGGAGAGUGAAUGAUAUUUGGAACUGGAUUUGUAAAUGCCUUUUAUGUUUGUAUAUAAUGAGUAGCAAAUUAAAUCAGAAUUUCUGUGCUCCAAAUUCAGUGGAUCACUAUGUGAAAAUGGUUGUGGUAUAUAAUGUGGUCAUACAAGUCACUGGGAAGGAUCUGCUAUGGUAGGGUUUUUAAAUGUCAAUUUGUUUUUGGAUGAUGUGGAAAAUAAAUCUUUAAGCAAAAUUGGAUUGCUUGCAACUAACUGAUGUUCAGAAAAGAAAUUGAGUAACCAAAACUUGCAAACAGCAACAAAAAAAUGUUACUACAUUAUGAAAUGUAGAUUUAGUUUUAACUGUGUAUGAAAUUUUGAUCUUUUGUGCAUUGUUUUGAUUUACUUUUUAAUUUGCAAGGAAAUUAAUUAACUUGUUUCCAUCAGAUUCACAAUCCUUAACAUUUUGAAGUAACAGUCAAGGGAGAGGUUGGGAAGGUGCAAUGGAGAAAACAUUAGACAGGUCGAGCUGAAUGCGAGCUGUGUACACUAUGUACCAGGGCAUGUAUCCUAACAGUACUUUUUGGCAUUUAUUCCACAUUCAUAAUUCAGCUUUUUCCAUAAUUAUUUUAAUGGAUGCCUUGGGACAUUCAGACAGGUAAUCAAUAGUUGGCGUGGACUCAGCGAGCCAAAGGGCCUGUUUCUAUGCUGUAAAUCAAACAGAGCAUGGAGAUGGAAAUCAUGUUAUCUCCUGAUUGUAAUAAGAUAGCAAACAAAGGACUGACAACCUAUUUGAUUCGUACAGGUGUCCAGGGCUAUGGGGAGAAGACAGGAGAAUGGGGUUGAGAGAGAGAAAGAUAGAUCAGCCAUGAUUUGAAUGGCAGAGUAGACUUGAUGGGCCAAAUGGCCUAAUAUCACUUAUGAACCUGAGAUGAAAGUAGCAACAUCAGCUUUUUUUAUAAUCAAAACUUUUAAAUGGUUAAAAUUAGCAACAACCAAUUUUAUGAUCAGAUUCAAGAGCAUGAGUAUUCUUGAGCCAUUGCUUCUCGUCUUUGUUAUACUGUACAGACUAGGUCUGGCAAUCUGCUUGUGACAUAUUGCCUUGUUUAAAGUUAGGCAAAUACACACUGUUCUAGGUGACUUAUUUUUAAUGUCAGGAGAAUGUUUUUCAUUGCUAUUUUAAGCAUAUAUUAACUUUGGGAGGUGAUUGAUUAGUUCACACUAUCACAUGAGAAGAUGAUUGAAUAUCAUUUAAUCUCCAGCAUAGAGCUUUGGAAUGUAAUUCUAGCUGAGGGCAAGUCAAGUAUCAUUUUGUGCAAAACAGGUUUUCCACUGAGAAGAAUAAAUCACUGCUAUUCCUGUCA